Messenger RNA from Cornus florida, 2283 nucleotides. RefSeq lists its product as uncharacterized. The coding region runs from base 576 to 1991 and encodes 471 amino acids. NCBI's taxonomy places the organism in Eukaryota, Viridiplantae, Streptophyta, Magnoliopsida, Cornales, Cornaceae. The record is from RefSeq and is a predicted model, not a curated record. The transcript has 10 exons. Gene Ontology annotation, molecular function: hydrolase activity, acting on carbon-nitrogen (but not peptide) bonds.
UGAAAUUGCAAAUGCCGUUAGGGCAUAACAGUCCGGUGAGGCGCCGAUGAUGCUCCUUUGCUUAAGGUUCUUGGAGAGAUCGGCAAUAAUGGCAGACCGGGCGCUCAUAGAGAGAAACGGUGAAGGUGGCGAACCGGACGGCGCACAGGAACGACUGCAUGUCCAGCCAGAGAGCUCUGCUGGAGAUCCUCACGCCCUUUGAUAGAGCUUUCAGAUGCGUCAUUGUAGGGUUUCGCCGCGGACGGCGGAGAUACGGCGGCGGCAGUGGAGAUCUAAAGGGCAACUCUAGAGUGAGAGAGACGGAUUGUGAUGGGUAAUUUUAGAGAGAGAUUUAGACUCGGUUAACAAGUUAAAGCAGGCUCAGUCUACAUUUUUUUUUAAUAAUAUUAUAUUCUACUAUUCAGACGUGUUGAAAUUUGCUUGCCAAUUGUUGACCUAAAAAUGGGACAAACGUCCAAAACAGAGCGAGUUUAUAGGCUCGUUCAGACAGAAAGAGAGAGUCAUACUCAUACGGUGGUGGUGGGUUGGUUAGUUUGAAGAAGAACAAACGAACAGAGUACAGUGAGUCGGUAGUAAUGGAGGCGGAGAAGAAGAGCUCAGUGAUGGUACUACUACACAAUGCCUUCAUCGUCACUAUGGACCCCCAAAGCCGAGUGUUCCGAAACGGCGGUAUCGUAAUUGAAAACGAUGAAAUCAAAGCCAUCGAUCAAUCCUCUCACAUCCUCCACCAUUUCUCUGCUCUCGAACACCAAAUCAUCGACCUCCAUGGCCAAAUCCUACUCCCUGGGUUCAUCAACACACACGUUCAUACUUCUCAACAGCUCGCUAGAGGGAUAGCUGAUGACGUUGAUUUGAUAACUUGGUUGCACCAUCGCAUUUGGCCUUACGAGUCCAACAUGACCGAGGAAGAUUCAUACAUCUCCACUUUGCUUUGUGCAAUCGAACUCAUACACUCUGGUGUGACCUGCUUUGCAGAAGCAGGAGGACAGCAUGUAUCAGGAAUGGCGAGGGCAGUGGAGUUACUGGGCUUGCGUGCUUGUUUAACACAGUCAACUAUGGACUUCGGGGAGGGUUUACCGACAUCUUGGACGAAAUUGACUACCCAUGAUUGUAUUCAGUCUCAAAAGGAACUUUACAAGAAACACCACGAUACAGCAGAUGGACGCAUCAGAAUAUGGCUUGGAAUCAGGCAAAUUAUGAAUUCAACUGAUCGUUUACUGCUUGAAACAAGAGAGACAGCGGAAGAGCUGAAAACUGGGAUCCACAUGCACGUUGCAGAGAUACCUUAUGAGAAUGAAGUUGUGAUGGAUUCUCGAAAAGUUGAUCAUGGAACUGUUUCAUAUUUGGAGAAAAUCAAGCUCCUGCGGGGUAAUUUGCUAGCAGCUCAUACUGUAUGGGUCAACAAAACUGAGAUUGGUUUCCUUUCAAGGGCUGGUGUUAAAGUAUCUCAUUGUCCUGCUGCUGCUAUGCGUAUGCUUGGAUUUGCCCCUGUAAAAGAAAUGAUUGAGGCUGGUAUUUGUGUGUCCUUGGGAACAGAUGGUGCACCAUCGAAUAAUAGAAUGAGCAUUGUUGAUGAGAUGUACCUAGCUUCUCUGAUCAACAAAGGAAGGGAAGCUUGUGUGAAAGGAACAACUGAUCCUACAGUUCUUCCUGCUGAAACAAUUCUGAAAAUGGUGACAGUAAAUGGUGCAAAAUCAGUACUCUGGGACAAUGAAAUAGGGUCACUUGAGGUUGGGAAAAAGGCUGACAUGAUUGUUGUCAAUCCUUUCUCCUGGUCUAUGGUUCCUCUGCACGACUGCAUCUCUAGCCUUGUAUAUUGCAUGCGAACUGAAAAUAUCGUCUCUGUAAUGUGCAAUGGUCGUUGGAUUAUGAAGGAUCAGAAAAUCUUGAAUGUGGAUGAGGAAAAAAUAAUUUUGAUGGCAAAGCAUGCUUCAAGUGCACUUUUGAAAAGGGCAGGCAUCAUGAUUCCGAACAGAAUGAAUGUGCUUUGAUAUUUCUAUCCUUUCUUUUCCUUUCCUCCCAGCGAAACCAUACGCAUUGCGUAAAUGAAAUGACCAGAUUAAGUGCGGACGUUGUUCUUGAUGGUAAAAGAGCUUUUAUGAGUACAACAGUCAUAAAAUUGUUGCAAGUAAAAUUAUUAUUGUGAUGCAUUCUAUAAAGCACUUUUUGUAGGUAAAACACUUUUAUUGUUGUUUGGUAGUAGUAUUGCUUAUAAUACUAAUUUUACUAUAUUACCAAUACACUAAUAGUCAAAUAAACUUACCCAAAUUUUAAUUAUUUUCA